AUGCCGACGAUGGGGCCAACCGCGUCUGCAGCUUCCCCGCAACGCCCUGCCGACGCGAAGGGGCCCUCGCCCAAUGAGCCCCUCCCGCGCAGCCCAGAGAAGCCGAAGAUGAAGGUCAAGAGGUCCAAGCCGAAGGGCCAGCACAAGCCCAAGCCCAAGCCCAUGCUCACGCAGAUCAGUCAUGUUGGCACGGCCGAGGUGGUCACGGCCGUUGCGAAGAUGGUGCGUUUGAAGGAGGGCAAGGUCGAGAGGAUGCUCAAGUGUUUGAGCCGCGUGUGCAUCGAGGAUCCCGAGCGGGAACAGGUUCGGCUUGAGGCGGAGGAGAUCAAGAAGGGCACGCAAUCCAUCUCCAUCGGCGGCGUCGUAACAUUCCAAGUGCAGCACGGCAAGGAUAAGAAGAAGCAGCCCACGUCCACUGUGAUUGGAAUCCCGAGCCUGUGGAUUGGG
Molecule: messenger RNA, 447 nt
Organism: Prorocentrum cordatum
Lineage: Eukaryota; Dinophyceae; Prorocentrales; Prorocentraceae
Source: the annotation of a GenBank genome assembly